Molecule: messenger RNA, 1034 nt
Organism: Cuscuta campestris
Lineage: Eukaryota; Viridiplantae; Streptophyta; Magnoliopsida; Solanales; Convolvulaceae
Source: the annotation of a GenBank genome assembly
GAUCGAUUCUUCAUCGAUCGGACACACAAAUUGCAAAUUGGAGUGGCGACCCAGCCUCUUCCUUCGCGGCCGACCAGCCACCACCACCGCCGCACCCACCCUCAGGGUAUUUGGUGAUUAUGGAUUUACAAACAUGUAUUGUUACACAUGUUGAGAAUGAUCAACCACAUGAUUUUGGUGGUGAAGAAGAAGACCUGGUUUUAUAUGAGUUGCAGCCCAGUUAUUAUUAAUAUAUAAUUUCUAUAAUUUUUUAAUAUACAAAUUACAAGAUAAAAUGGAUUAAAAAAGUGUAUUGGAUGGUGUGUAAAAAUGAAAGUGGACAAAUACUCUGGGACGGAGAGAGUAGGAGUUUACGAGGAAUGCUCCCGGUCCCAGAGGAGCGGGACGAAUGACGCCGAUGUUCUCCGACUUGCCACGGCCCGGUAUCAAGACGACAGGCACCAAGGCAAGGUGCCCAUCGAUCUUUGGAGGAUUUUGAGCGGUUCCCCAAAGUGGCAACAACUCAACAAUCCCAACGGCGGAUCGUUCCAGAAAAGAUCCUCCGUCGACGCCGAGGUUGAGGUCGACGAGACUAUCGGUUUGACCGAUCAAAUCCCUCCCUUCAACGUUGCGGAUUCCAAUGGCGAGGACCCCAUUCCACGGACGAUCGGAAGAAAGAAGGCAAAAUCCAUUGCCUCGGGUUCGGGAGGGUCCGGCCUUGUUUCCGCUUCUUCCCGCGACGAAAUCGGCCGGGAAAUGGUUGAACAACUUCGGACGUUCAAUCUCCGAGAACAAAAGAGGUUGAAGCUAAAGGAGAAGGAGUUGAAGCUAAAGGAGCAGGAGUCCAAGAUGAAAGUCAUGGAAACCGACCCCGGGACGUUGUCGGAGAUUGGACGAAUGCUCUACGAGCAAAGAAUAAAAGAGAUCAAGGAGAAAUAUAAUUUUCCUUAGUUUUUUUAUUAAUGUAUCUUUUUUUAUUAUUGUCGCUUUUUUAAUUUCAUGAAUGUAUUUUUUUAUUAUUCGUGUUUCAAUAUAAUUAAAUAAUAAAUUAAUUU